AUGAGCAAAAGAACGACGACUCAUUACUUAAACACCAAAACGCCCAAAGUCCACCCGUUUAUCUCCAUCCUCCGCACCCCAAAACGGAACCCGAAUAACUCUUUCGUUUCUCCGAUCUCGUUUCCAGUAAUGGGGUCGACGACGACUAGGAGACCAAAGAAUUUUCCGGCAAGAAGAGUUAUAAGAAGAUCAAUAUCUUCACACCAAAGAAGAUCUAGAUCUCUUCAUUAUAAAUCAAUAACGACGUCGUCGCCUUCUUCUGUUUCCAACAAGCUCCAAGCCUUGAAGCACCUUAUACCUGCUCAAGAACUCGAAAGCGACGCUGCAAUUGGUUCAACAGACAAGUUGUUCCAGGAAACCGCUGAUUACAUUCUUCUCCUACGAACUCGAGUCUCCAUCUUGCAAAAACUGGUUGAUUUUUACUGCUCAUCUUCUCAAAAUUAA
Lactuca virosa is the source of this 444-nucleotide messenger RNA. The record is from the annotation of a GenBank genome assembly. NCBI's taxonomy places the organism in Eukaryota, Viridiplantae, Streptophyta, Magnoliopsida, Asterales, Asteraceae.